AUGCGGCGGGACGACGCCACUGGCGGCGGCGGCGGAGGCGGGUUCCAGGAGCUCUUCGACUCCGUCCGCCGCUCCAUCUCCUUCCGCCCCGGGAGCAGCGCCGCCGCGCUCGACGAGCCCGCCUCCGCCUCCGCGUCCGGUGCUUCUGGUGCUGGUGCUGGUGCUGGUGGUGGUGCUUCCGGUUUGGGGUUCAGGGGGCGGAUCAGCACGUGCCUCCGCAAGUCGAGGGGGAUGGGGCUGCUCGGGAUGGCAUCCAUCUCCAAGAGCCCCUCGCCCCCGCGCCGCCUCCUGCCCCCGCCCCCGCCGUCACAGUCGCUGUCGCCACAGCCCGCGGCUCGGGUGUCCGAGGGGAGAGACGGUGGCAGCGGAGUAGGAGGAGAGGAGGAGAACCCGCCGAUCCGGUUUCGCAAGGGUGAUCUCCUCGGGAGCGGCGCGUUCGGGUCGGUCUUCCUCGGCAUGGACCUCGAUUCCGGCGAGCUCCUCGCCGUCAAGCAGGUUUUGAUCGGAAGCAGCAACGCGGCGAGGGAGAAGGCCCAAGGACACGUAAGGGAGCUUGAGGACGAAGUGAAGCUACUCAAGAACCUCUCACAUCCCAACAUUGUUAGAUAUAUUGGAACGGUGCGGGAGGAGAACUCAUUAAAUAUUCUGCUGGAGUUUGUGCCAGGAGGAUCGAUCCAGUCACUCCUUGGGAGGCUCGGAUCAUUCCCUGAGGCUGUCAUCAGGAAAUACACUAAACAAAUUUUGCAUGGUCUGGAGUAUUUACAUCGCAAUGGAAUCAUACACAGGGAUAUAAAGGGAGCUAAUAUACUAGUUGACAAUAAAGGAUGCAUUAAGCUUGCAGAUUUUGGGGCAUCUAAGCAAGUGGAGAAGUUGGCGACCACAGCGAAAACAAUGAAAGGAACACCAUAUUGGAUGGCCCCAGAAGUAAUUGUUGGGAGUGGGCAUGACUUUUCAGCUGAUAUAUGGAGUGUCGGAUGCACUGUAAUUGAAAUGGCAACUGGUAAAACUCCGUGGAAUCAGGAAAUUCAAGAGGUUUCUCUUCUGUAUUACGUUGGGACAACAAAGUCGCACCCACCAAUACCAGAGCAUCUUUCCCCAGAAGCCAAGGAUUUUCUGUUAAAAUGCUUACAGAAGGAACCAGAAUUGAGAUCUACUGCAUCAGACUUAUUACUGCACCCGUUUGUUACAGGAGGAUUGGAAGAUCUUCAUCAGGUUAAUCAUGCAAUGAACAAGGAAACCUCUGAGCUUCCUUUGUAUGAUGUUCCAACUGGUGACCUGGGCUUGAAUCAUUCUGGCAACUUAUGCACCUUGAAUUCCUAUAAGUCAUCAGACACCAGACCAAUAUGGGAUGGGCACAGCGAGGAUGACAUGUGUCAGUUUGCUGACAAUGACGUAGUAAUGGUUGGAUCAAGCUUCAACCCAAUGUCUGAACCAUUUGAUGAUUGGGAAAGCCCAGAACAAAAAUCUAGUCAACCAAGGGAAUUUGGAGGAUUAGCCAAACAUGUUGAAAGUAACAUGUCUGAAAAUGAUUUUACUUUCCCAUGCGAGGGAGGCUGUGAAGAGGAUGAUGAAGUCACAGAAUCAAAAAUAAAGGAAUUUCUGGAUGAAAAGGCCAUAGAUCUAAAGAAACUGCAGACACCUUUGUAUGAGUUCUACAACACAGUGAAUGCUGGACUUUCUCAAAGAGUUAGUGAUACCUGCCAAGUAAACAACAUAACUAAUUCCCAAUUGCCCCCUCGAGGAAGAUCACCUCCAGUUAAGAUGGAGGGAAUUGCAGCGGUAGAACCAAACUGCGAUAUUCUGCAGAGUGCUAGUCCAAAGAGUUGCACUAGGCGUUUCUCAAGAAGUGGUGUGGAGAAUGGUCGAAUUUUGAGAGAAAUAGCUUCUCCUCAACUUAACAAGUUUGAGGACAAGGUCCAUGAUAUUCAAGACCAUCCCAGCAUCAGCUUUUCGGAAAGACAGAAGAAGUGGAAGGAAGAGUUGGACCAAGAACUCGAGAUCGGGAGGGUGAUGAGGUUGAGUAGCUUCGGUAAAGCACCAUCGCCAAAGAGUCGAGGGCUGACCAGGAAACGGGAUCGCCAUCCUGUCUACUGAAUUGAAAUGGGAAUAUCACCGGACAAGACUAAUGGUGAUUUGAGUUACUUGACUAUAACUGUACAAUGUCAGCGAUUGGUGGCCAUACUAGUACAGUUCAUUGCCUUGCCACUCGUGUGACCCUAACAAAAACCUCCGUAGCUGCCAAAAUCCAUUUGGUGCAUUUGAGUCUGGUGAAGGCCUUUCUAAGUGGUCAUUGGAUUUGAAAAGGUCAGGCUGUCACGAUCUGGCCACAGUUUGGCGGCAAGGUUCGUCUGCUACAAUCUGCAGCCUUGUGUUAAAACGAUGCCUUGGCGAUUUUGGGAGCCCCUGGUGUGAUGUUUUCUUUGGCAGGAUGGCUUAUGCUCAGAAGGAAUUGUUGUACCUUCUCUCUUUUGCCUUUUCUCUUUUGUUUAUGUUCUUGUAAGCAAGAUACGCCGAGAGCUUGCCUUUUGCGAGCAUGUAAUAAGCAAUGUAAUGCUGAGUGUGUUAUCAUCGAGAAUGUAGGGUGCGUUUUGCAAUCUAUGAGCAUAACGCAUGCUAUUUGACUCAAAUUUGUUCAACCUACAGAGAACAAGUAUGCUACAGUGGUUCAAUAUACGCUGUAUUCAUGAUACUAUUGCAAU
Molecule: messenger RNA, 2699 nt
Organism: Oryza brachyantha (malo sina)
Lineage: Eukaryota; Viridiplantae; Streptophyta; Magnoliopsida; Poales; Poaceae
Product: mitogen-activated protein kinase kinase kinase NPK1-like
Exons: 17
Coding region: 1-2094 (697 amino acids)
Biological process (GO): protein phosphorylation
Molecular function (GO): ATP binding; protein kinase activity
Source: RefSeq, a predicted model, not a curated record